Messenger RNA from Zootoca vivipara (common lizard), 5020 nucleotides. The record is from RefSeq and is a predicted model, not a curated record. NCBI's taxonomy places the organism in Eukaryota, Metazoa, Chordata, Lepidosauria, Squamata, Lacertidae.
CCGGUAUGUCUUUAGAAGGGAGCCAGAGCAAAGCCAAAUGCAAGAGGGGCUUGAGGGAGGGAGGAAGGGAAGAGGUAGCGGCAGAAGCAGGGCAGCCAAAUCCAAGAGCUUCUCCCUUUGUUCUCUGCAAGGCGCCUGGCUGAACCCCAGAUGGGUGGCAGCAGCUGCAAAUGUGGAGAAUCAACGUCAGAAUGGAUUCAGUUCUUCAAAGAAGCUGGGAUCCCCCCGGGGCCUGCUGUCAACUACGCUGUCAUGUUUGUGGAUAAUAGGAUCCAGAAAAACAUGCUGAUGGACCUCAACAAGGAGAUCAUGAACGAGUUGGGCAUCACCAUCGUUGGAGAUAUCAUUGCCAUCCUCAAGCAUGCCAAAGUCGUGUAUAGGCAGGAAAUGUGCAAGGCUGCUACAGAAUCGGUGGCUUCCAGCCAACCCACCCUGCAUUCUGAACUCCGCCGGAAUGCCAACAGCGCUGCCACCCGGAUGAUUGCAAACAGCUUGAGCCGAGACUCCCCACCUUCUACCCCAGUCCGAAGACCCGACACCAGCACCUCCAAAAUCUCCAUCACGGUCUCCAAUAAAAUGGCAGCAAAGAAUGCCAAAGCAGCUCUCUGCAGUCCGGAGGCCGAGAAUUCCACGCUCCCAGUGAAGCGGCGCCGCGUCACGGCAGAGAUGGAAGGGAAGUACAUUGUCCAUAUGCCCAAGGGAACCACCCCCAGGACCAAGAAGAUCCUGGAGCAGCAGCAGGCAGCCAAAGGGCUACAGAGAACCUCCGUGUUUGACCGCCUGGGUGCAGAGACCAGCGUGGACACAACCACAGGAAGCAAGCCCACGGGAGUCUUCAGCCGCCUGGGGGACAUGCAGGAGGCCGAGGAGGACAAAGCAGUGGACAGCGACGAUGACAGCUCCGUCUUGCAGUACGCCGGGGUGCUGAAGAAAUUCUUCAAGCCCUCCAGGCCCAAGGAGAGUGCCAAGGCUGCCGGGGCGACAGUCAAAGCCAAAGCCACCAGCUCCGAGCCCCAGCGGAAGGCCUCGGCCGCCACCGCCCUCCAGCGGCUCGGGAGCAAGAGCCCGGCGGAAAAGAAGGAGAAGAAGGCCGAGCCGCCCCCGCUGCAAGGCGGCAUGGCCAAGAGACUGGGCAAACGCCCCCUGCCUGCUGAGGCCCAGGACAGCCAGGUCACCAGUUCCAGGAGCAAGCCGGAGUCUGAGUUCCGGGUCACCAUCAAGAGAACUUUGGGCAGCGCGAAGGUAAGCAGCACCACGGAGGGCCCCAGCGCCCAGAUGGACAACACGGGCACCGUCAGCGUCUUUAAGCGGUUGGGCAGGAAGGCGGUGUGAGCUGGGCCCCUCACCCACCCACCCACCCCGGCGCGCCCUUCGCCUGCAUGUGUGUGGGAGACACUCUUUGGACAGCUUGAAGUCGGCACCCCCUCUCCCCCAUCUGCAGCACAAACGGGCUCUUGCGCGGCCUCCAGGCGGAGGACAGCUUCUGUGAAGCUCAGUGUCCCAGCUGUUUCCGCAGGUCUGUGGGGCUGGAGCAGAACUGAGGUGUCUUGUGUGGCUGCAUGGCCCACCUCAAGGCAGCGGCUGCCAGUGCUAGAGGCACCCACCCAACGGAGCAUUGCUGGGGUCAGGGUGAGGGCUCCCACCAGGCGCAAGAAAUCAUGUUGCACUGAACCGUCCUUUCUCUGUCUCUGUUGUUUCCCCUCUGCAGGUCCUUGCUCUCUCCUAGGAAGUAGGUGCCUUGAGGGCCCCGUAAAAGAGCUUGCAAGAGGCAGUAGAUCCCUCCCCCCCCACCCCGUGCUUUCUUUUCCGUCUUUCCCAAGCGUUUACCUGCUGCUUUCCUGCAUCCUGUAUCCCAGGAACGGCAACUGAACAGCUGACCAGAAAUUUCCUUUUGCUGGAUGUUGGGAUCGCGCUGUCGGCCAGCGGGGUCCCAGUGCUGAGUUUUGUCUCCUGCCAGCAGGAGGAGGAAAAUUCUGGCCGGCUCCUCUUUGGGUUCCAUCUCUCUCCUUUGAGCAGGAGAGUAAUUUCUCCUGGCCUGGCUGUGGCUGUGGCAUGUGAGAUGAGGUUCUUGUGGGGACAGGAGAUGGUUUCAUGUGUCAAGAGUCCCUCACUGGGCUGGCUCUCCUGCCCAAGCCUCCUGAAGCAGCGCUGCUCAGCUGGGAAGGGAGAAGAGAGUGCCAGGUUUCCUUUCCAGAGUCAGAGUUUCAGGCCUUCAUUGAGCCAGAUCAGAUGCACUAUCUAGACCCUGGCUAAAUCUGAAGUCAGACUCCGGGGAGAAUUGCAGUGGGCUUGGUUUUUAACAUCUCCUUGCUCUGCUUGUCCAUCAACCCCGAUGGGCACCCGCAUUGCUUUGUGGCGAAGCUAGGCUCACCCUGCAGCUUCCAUGUGAGCCUGGUUCCCCCUUUCAGAGGUUUCUGCCCUACAGCAGCAGGAGGGGCACUCAUGCCAGGCCUGUUUUGCCCAGAGAGAUGGUGUUAUGCAAGCCACCUGCCAUCUCUCUCUCCUCUGGGCUCCUGCUGCUCUUGGUCUCUGCUAGAGCCCCCCCGUCUGAGUUUCAUAGGAUGUUGCCCACGCCAGCUGUCCUCCCCACAAUAUAUAUUUGGAAAAUGAAAACAGGCCAUUGUGAUGUGGUAUGCCCAAGAGUCUUGGGCAAUGGCAGGAGAGAUGGAAAUGCUUGAGGGGCCCUCCUGGCCGGUUCCUUCCUGCCCCACCUUCCCUCCAGUUUAAUGGUGGGGGAAUCCAGCAGGACAGAAGACAGUAAACAGGAAGGUGGGCCUGCCCUUUGCAGCCCAUCCUGCCAGCACCCAGAGGGUGGCAGCUUUGUCCGAGAGGCAAGUCUGCAGGUGCUCACCCAUUUAUGCAUGUGAAGAAGGAAGCCUGCUUUGAGGGAGAGGGGAAAUGGAGCCUCGGUUGUUCUGUAAGGGAACAGGAGGCUGGCCUAGCCUGCGGGCUGAGUGAGUGACUUGUCUCCAACCAACACGACAGCUGGGUGCCCUGGGAGCUGUUGGGGGUAUUGGGGCAGAGGUGGACUGUGGGUGACCUGCGAGGUAGCCCAGGCCACUCUUGCAUUUGACCGAAAACUCUGUAUCCCAGCAUGCACUGCCAGUCGGAGUAUCCCUUGUGUUGGCUUCUGAUUGGCAUGGAGCUCAGAGACACUUCCUGUGCUCUGAGGUGCCUUCUGUGUCCCCAGCUGCCCUAGAAAGAAUUAUGCGAACUGCACGGUUUAGGAGAUGUGGUGCUCCCCCAGGCACCUGUUAUCAGAUAAGGCAGCAGCUGUGUGGGAUUCCUAAUGGUUUAAAUAUUUUUUUAUUGAUUAAAUUAGGGAGGGGAGACCUAGAAGAGCUGUGGUGUAAUGGUUGAUAGUUUUUGGUUUUUUAAAAAAAAGACUUUUUUGUAAACAUCAGUUAAUGUGCAAUUUGGAUGUAUCCUUGCAUUCGGCUGUCAGUUGCCCAAAAGUGGAAUGGGGGGCAGCAAGGUUCUCAGUGCUGCUGUCUGAGCCUGCCAGGUGUGUUCCUGCACUCCCCACACCCCGCCGCCCAGGUAGGGGAAUAAAGGAAUGUUCUCUUGCAAUAAAAUGAGUCUCCUCUUAGCUUGCUUCAGUUGCGGCAUCUCUUUGGGAACCCCCCUCACAAAGGGGACACGGUAGAGACACAUAAUCAGAACCUGCUGGAUCAGCCCAUGGGGGCAAAUCUCAUCCAGCUUCUCAUAGUUUUCCUGCUUUAAGUCUUGACACUGGGGUGUUUGUUUGUGUACACACAAUGAGAAGUCUUGCAGGAGAGGCCUUUGGCCUGUAUUUCCAGCUAACCACAGGGAAAGUGGAGGAGGAUGGGCAAGCCCUAAUCAGUGGAGAGAUAUUGCUUGUUCUGAUAUUAUCUUUUUUAUUAUUCAUUUCAUACAAAUUAAAUAUUGCCUGAUUGUUAAAAAAAGGAACCCUCAAAGCAGCUUACAAAAAGAAUAAAACAAUAAAAUGGUCAGUAAAACUUCAGUAGGAGAGUAAGUAAGUACAAAGCAUUGGGGUGGGGGAAUGACCCUGUCGGAUACAACCUCUCUCCCCCCCCCCCGGUGCCAUUUAGAAGCAGCUUUGAGUCCAUGGUUGCACGGACAGAACAGCAUCAUGAAGAACAGGGGAGGCCUGUCCUGUAUCGCCCCUUAGGAAGAACUUCCUGACAGUAAGAGCUCUUUGACAGUGGAAUUUGCUGCCAAGAAGUGUGGUGGAGUCUCCUUCUUUGGAGGUCUUUAAGCAGAGGCUUUACAGCUAUAUGUCAAGAAUGCUUUGAUGGUGUUUCCUGCUUGGCAGGGGGUUGGACUGGAUGGCCCUUGUGGUCUCUUCCAACUAUGAUUCAAUGAUUUGAGGUGAAUGUACAACCUCCUGCUUGCCCCCCUCCCAACAUCCAGAACACCCCCAUCUCCCUGAAAUGGGUGUUGUGGUGGAAGCAGUGAGGAGAGCAGCCCACUGCUGGUUAUGCUGCUGCCAUCUAAGGAGGCUGCUUCACCCCCCCCCCCCCCCCGCUGUGCUGGAGGGGCAGCCCCCUUGCUGAAGGGGUAGCCAGGCUUGGUAUGGUCACUUACAUGAUGGGAAUAUAAGAGCUUAGGAAGAGCCUGCUGGAUCAGGCCAAAGGACUCCCGUCUAGUCCAGCAUCCUGUUCUCACAGUGGCCAACCAGAUGCCUGUCAUGGGAAGCUCACAGGCAGGACCUGAGCACAAGAGCCCUCUCCCCUCCUGUGGCUUCCAGCAACUGGGAUUCAGAAACAAUUGAGGCCCUUCUCUAGGGCUUGAGCUCCCUGGAAGGCAGCUGGGAUAGGUACACAACAUACACCCUUUCCCCACGUGUCCCCAAAUACUUAUAGUGCUUAUUGGGCUAGGCAGAGCUGUAGCUCCGUUCCAUGCAGAAACAUCCUAGUUUCAAUUGUGCCAUCUGGUUAAAACUAAGGGCGGGGGAGAAAGACCCUCUGAGUCCUUGGAAACCUGCGUCCCAUCAGAGUGGAUGGCACUGAGGUUAGGUGGGUGGGUGGUCUGACUG